AUGGCCAGCUGGCACGACGCGCCCUAUCUCCAUUUGUCCAACAGCUCCUAUCUCGACUCCCUCUCCAAUAACACCGAUCCAUACACGAUUUACUACGGUCAGGAAGCGGUAGUGUCGGAAAAACAAGUAUUAAUCUAUGGGAUAAUCAAUAUACUAGGUAUAGUCUUCUUGGGGUUGUUGGUAGCAACAAUCCUUCUGUCUGGAACAAGAGUAUCAAACAAGAUUUCACAAAUAAAGAUCAAACGACUGAGUCUCGCUACUACUACUACGAAAUCCUCAUCGACCACUGAACGUAGUACUUCCAGAAGAAGGCAGGCGACAGCAACAACACCAAUACAUCGCAUUCAACGUGAUCCAUGUCUGAUCAAUUCGUUCAUCGUCAUUAUCCUAGUCAGUAUAUUGAACUUGUUAUAUUGGUUUGCGAGUGGAGGCAAGAUAGAUUCAGAGGAGAUUUUAUACCUUCCUCAUGCUCGGUUAUGUAGAGCUCAGGCUAUAUUGCAAGCUGGAUCUCAAGCUGCUCAAGUUAGUGUGGUACUUUCGGUGGUACUUAGGCUAUGGCUUAAAACUAUCACAUUGACGAGACCUUAUUUCGAUAAAUUCAGAGGAUGUUUCACUCUCUUUUUCUUACUGGCAUUACCGUAUUUGUUCGUUAUAGGUUUCAUGCCAAGUAUGAUCAUCUUAACGUCUAAUGCGAAAAAUCCUAUUCUUAUUCCCACUCCUUUCUAUUGCUCGUUACUUGAUUUACACAUUCGACGGUCAUACCAAAUUCUAACAGGGGUGAUUGCGAUCCUAACGCUGAUAAUGGAGUUAUGGGUCAUCCUCCUUAUUCUUCAGCAUUUCAACCAAACUUCCCGAACCACCAACCUCGUCAAUUCAUCACACGGUCUGAAAUUCAAACCCAAAACUAUCCGAUUACUGAACACCAGCUUUUAUAUUAGGGUAUCAUUAUUUGUAUUUUGGACAAUGGGAAUGAUCGCAACUUCACUCUAUCAGGCAUUCGAUAACACUAUUACAGAUCCUAAUAGUGAUUUUUUCUUCGCUUCGAUGGGUUUAAUUGGAUUUAUAUGUUUUGCUUCUCAGUCUGAUAUACUUAGAGCAUGGAAUAUACCCACUUCUACAGAAGAAUGGUCAAACCUCCUUCAUCAUUCACGUUUACGAAAAUCUGAUCGAAACCAAAAUCAAGAUGAAGAUGUUGAUACAUCUAUACCUCAGUUACCGAGGUGGAAUCGCCAUAGGAAUCGCCAUGGAGAUCUACCGCCAAUUGCCAUAGGCGAUGGAAUACAUCAUCAAAACCCAAUGCGUUCUCAAACCCAGGGUGUGAAAGAAUUGGAUCUAGGUGAAUUCUUGGGUGAGAUCCGAUUAGAUUCCGAAUUGGUGACGACCUCUGGAGAAGGUGGGCCGAGCGGUAGUGGUACUUCACCAGAGCAGAGUGGACAAACUUACGAGUUGGAAGAAAAAGAAGAUUUAAGACAUGUCGAUAAAGUCAAUGAUGAUACGUUCCCUUCAUCGGGGAUGGUAAUUACUUUACAUGGGAGUGUACAGGUAGAUCAGAAGAGUAUAGCUGGGAGAUCGGAUGCUGGUGAGAUGGUGUAA
Molecule: messenger RNA, 1593 nt
Organism: Kwoniella botswanensis
Lineage: Eukaryota; Fungi; Basidiomycota; Tremellomycetes; Tremellales; Cryptococcaceae
Exons: 8
Coding region: 1-1593 (530 amino acids)
Source: RefSeq, a predicted model, not a curated record